UCCGGACCAAUGCGACAACAUUCUCGAUACUCAGAUCUGUGGAAGACAUAAUACUCGUCACGGAUGGGACUCGACUGCGCGCGUCGCUAAGAUGCCGGGUGUAAUCGCCGGAUCUCAGCACGAUGAUCUCACAGGAGCUGUUCAGCAAAUAAUACUGUCCUCCUCUGAAUCCGACUACAUCGACCAACUCAUCCCACUUCUCAAGAAUGCCGAAACGCACAACCAAGUAACCCCUCUAAUACACGCUCUCAAUCAUGUCUCUGCAGAUCGUGAGGCACAGAUCGAGAAGAUCUGCAACUCCAACCACCAGGAAUUCAUCAGCAGUGUCAACCAGCUGCAGUCCGUCCGUGAGGGAACUGUGACUCUGACCUCGGAAAUCAUGGAGCUUAGCCGCAGCAUUGAGGCCACCACUGAGAAACUCGCUGAGCAUAAGAAAGCUCUCGUUGACUCUCGCGGUAUCCGUCAAAACAUCGAUGAUGCUACUCAGGCGUUAAAAGACUGCCUUGAGGUGUUGCGGCUGGCAAAUCAGGUUCACGAUCUCCUCGGGAAGAAGAACCAUUACGCCGCUCUCCGCGCUUUGGAUGAGCUGCAGAAUGUCCACCUCCGGGAAGUCACCAGGUACAAGAUCGCAGAAAUGAUCGAGCGGUCUGUGCCUGCCACUCAGCGGCUUAUCGCGGAUGCUGUGAUGAUGGACCUCAAUACCUGGCUAUACCGGAUUCGAGAGACAUCACAAUUUCUGGGCGAAGUCGCAUUCUAUCACACCGAAAUGCGCCGGACUCGACAAAAGGAACGUGGCGAGAGGAGUGAGUACCUUGGUACUUUUAAGCUGAACUCCGCCGUGGAACUGGUCGCCGACGAGCCGGAGGAGUUUGACGUACUCAACAAUGAGGAAGUACAAGUGGAUUUCUCUCCACUAUUUGAGUGCCUUCACAUACACAACGCUCUUGGAGAGACCGAGAAGUUCCGCGCCGACUACGCAGCCACUCGCCGGAGGCAAAAAGACCUUCUCAUACCGCAGACCAUCAACCUUCUAGACGAGGAGAGUAGCAGUCUCAGCAGUCUACUUGAGGGCAUUGCCGGAUUUGCGAUCGUGGAGAAGGCUACCCUGCAGAAGACGGAGAAUUUCCGCGCACAGAGUGAUAUCGACGAGCUCUGGGAGAGCAUGUGCCAAUCAGCUGUCACACUCAUCAGCAGCGCGCUGCAUCAAGUCCAAAACGACAGCACGCUCCUCAAGAUCAAGGGAGUGAUUGCAUUGUUCAUCCAGACGAUGGAUAGCUGGUCGUAUCCUGUCAAUAGUCUUGACAGUCUGCUGCUCACAUUGUUCGACAAGUACAGCUCAAUCUUGAAGACGAGAUUUAGUGAUGACUUCCAGGAGAUCAUCAGCACGGACGACUACAUGCCCAUGCCCGUCAAUACCGUCGAAGAGUACGAUCGAGUUGUCUCCGUCUCGUGGUACACGCCACCAGAAGGACAAGAGAAUCCCGAAGAGCUCACAUACCCAUGUGUCCUCCCAUUCAGCCAGAUGUACCCGCUCGUCUGCAUCGAUAUCCGCAACUUCCUCAACCAAAUCUACCUCUUCUCCGACGAUCACUUCCGCCAUACUACUGUCAUCGACAAGACUCUCAAGGAGAGCUUGGACGAGCUUCUGGUGCACAAAGUGUGCGGCAGUCUUGUGGAGAGGCUCUCAUCUCAGUAUCCAGGCCAGAUCGUGCAAAUCCUCACCAACCUUGAUCAUCUCGAACAGGCAUGUAGAGAACUGGAAAAUCUGCUCGUCUCAGCAAGAUCAAGCAGCAGCGCCGCUGGACCAAUCAAACUCAACGCCACAAAAACAUUCAAUGAUGCGAAGAAGAAAGCCGAGAAACGCAUCUUCGAGCUGGUCAACAGCAAGAUCGACGACCUGAUCGAAACCGCCGAAUACGACUGGCUCAGCACAUAUAUCCCUGACAGCGCCAGCCCGUACAUUCAAGAAUUGACUCGAUACCUCUCCAACAUCAUGAGCAGUGUCCUGUUGGGUCUCCCCGAAGGCAUCAAAGAGCUCAUCUACUACGAAGCCCUCAAACACAUCAGCAACGCCUUGAUGUCCCUUCCACUCGACCCGAACGUCCGGCGCAUCUCUCCACAAGCCGUCACCGCUUUCAAACUCGACAUCGACGAUCUGGUUGAAUUCGUGGAAGCUCUGCCUGAAGCCUCCAUGUUGAUCGGCAGUCUCAGCCAACUUCGCCAGACGACUGAUCUGAUGACCUUGGCGGCGGAUGGCAAGGGUGAGGAGUUCUUCGACUCGUCCAAGUCGAAUGAGAGGUUCAGCGAGGUGGAUAAGAUCAAGGGUGCGGAGUUGCUGGAGAAGGUGUUCCAGCAGACGGAAGCGGCGCCGGUGAGAAAGGAUCGAAUGUCGCUGUUGGGCGAUAUUCAGGAGUUGUCGAAGAAGCCUAGUAUGCCUCAUUUCGGCGACUUCAGGGAUCGGUUGGGGCAGUUUACGAAGAGGGAUCGGAACUGA
Molecule: messenger RNA, 2494 nt
Organism: Zymoseptoria tritici IPO323
Lineage: Eukaryota; Fungi; Ascomycota; Dothideomycetes; Mycosphaerellales; Mycosphaerellaceae
Exons: 3
Coding region: 92-2494 (800 amino acids)
Biological process (GO): intracellular protein transport; Golgi to plasma membrane transport; exocytosis
Cellular component (GO): membrane; exocyst
Source: RefSeq, a predicted model, not a curated record